CAUUGAGAGCCGACCGGCCGGCCGGUCGGCGGUCACUAUUAUAUAUUUAUAUAUAUACAUAUAAUAUACAAGACAUGCUUGUUUACGACUUCCGUCACUCUUCGACCGCAGUAAAAAAUAAAUAGAUUAUCAGUGUCUACAUUUUUAACGAUCUUUCUCUAUCUUGUCAGCUCUCCAUCUCUAAAAUAUAUACAGAAUAAUCGUUCGUUUAUACACAACCUCGGCGGGGAUGAAACUGCAACAGUAGACGUCAGAUUGCAUCGAAUAGUAAGGAGAAAAUGUUUAAUCAACGGAAGUACUCAAUUCGUAACUUUUUACUAAAUUGAGGGUUGAACUCUGGGCACUCUGGCUUUUGGAGAAAACCAAAUUGAGUAUUAUUGUAGAAAUGUGCGUUUAAAAAGUACAACUUAUACAGUUAUAUAAUAAGUUGUAUAAGUAGAAAAUAGUCCUGUUGUACGUUGUACAAAUGUACAAUCUGAUAAUCGACUGUCGUCAACAACAACAACAACGUCAACAACAAUAAUUAUUAAAUACAGUAUACAAAGCAAAAGGCGAUAUUGUUGUUAAAAAAAGACGUCACCGACAACCUUGAAUCUACCCCUUCCACCGCCACAGGCAUCGAUCAGCUGACGGGACGGCGGCGUGCGCGUGCCGCGCUUCGGAAGAGAAGUCGACAAAAUAUCACGUUCAGAACGUUCACAGUUCUGUUGUUACUUGUUAGUUCAUUAGUUGUCGCUCCGCAGUCCGCUUUCGUCGUCUCCUCGUUACCGAAUACGACCGAUCACUUCAUCCCCAUUUGAGUGCAUCGGUAUUAGCUCGUAUUUCGUUUCACCAUGGAACCGGUGGUAAUAAAAACAACGCCGUAUGAAGGCCAAAAGCCAGGAACCAGCGGCUUGCGCAAGGCUGUCAAAGUAUUUCAGCAGCCCAACUACACGGAAAACUUUGUGCAGGCUGUGCUCGGCGCCGUCCAACCGACGGCGGCUGGUAGCACCUUAGUGGUCGGCGGCGACGGUCGGUUCUUUUGCGCUGAAGCCGUGGACGUGAUAAUUAAAAUCGCUGCUGCUAACGGGGUAAAAAAAUUAAUUGUAGGACACAAAGGAAUUUUAUCAACUCCAGCUGUAUCCUGCAUCAUUCGAAAAUAUAAAGCAACCGGAGGUAUAGUACUUACAGCUAGUCAUAACCCAGGAGGUCCUAACAAUGAUUUUGGUAUUAAGUACAACACAGCCAAUGGAGGUCCUGCUCCAGAAUCUGUUACAAAUGCCAUUUACGAGCUUACUAAAAGUAUCACUUCUUAUAGUAUUGUACCAGAUUUGAAAUGUUCAAUAGAAUAUUGUGGUUUACAAUUUUUCAAAGUUAGUGGUAAAGAAUUUGAAGUAGAAGUCAUUGACUCCGUUGUGGAUUAUCUUCAGUUGAUGAAAAGCAUUUUUGAUUUUGAUGUUAUUCGCAAGUUAAUUCAAGGGUCCAAUAAUAAAGCACCUUUUAAUAUUCUUAUUGAUUCAAUGAAUGGAGUUACUGGACCUUAUGUAAAGAAGAUUUUUAUUGAAGAAUUAUGUGCACCAUCUAAUAAUGCCAUCAAUGUGGUACCUUUAACCGACUUUGGUGGAAUUCAUCCAGACCCUAAUCUUACUUAUGCUUUUGGCCUUGUAAAAGCAUUACAGGAAGGGGAGUAUGAUCUUGGUGCCGCUUUUGAUGGAGAUGGUGAUCGUAAUAUGAUUCUUGGUAAAAAAGCAUUUUUCAUCAACCCAAGUGAUUCGUUAGCUGUUUUAGCAAAUAAUCUAGAAUGUAUCCCUUACUUUAAAGUGAAUGGUGUCAGAGGGUUUGCUAGAAGUAUGCCAACAGGUGCAGCUGUGGAUAGGGUGGCUGCAAAGCUAGGAAAAGAACUUUUUGAAGUACCUACAGGCUGGAAAUUUUUUGGAAAUUUGAUGGAUGCAGGUCGUUUGUCACUUUGUGGUGAAGAAAGCUUCGGAACUGGUUCUGAUCAUAUUCGUGAAAAAGAUGGAAUAUGGGCUGUCUUGGCAUGGUUAUCAGUGUUAGCCAAUACUGGAGAGUCUGUAGAAACUAUACUUACUAAUCAUUGGAAAACUUUUGGACGUAAUUACUUCACUAGAUAUGACUAUGAAAAUUGUGAAUCUGAACCAUCUAACCAACUUAUGUCAGAUUUGGAAAAAAAAGUUACUGAUCCUGCAAUUAAGGGUCAGAAAUUUAUUUAUGGUUCAAAGAUUUAUGUAUUCAAGCAAGCUGAUAAUUUUGAAUAUUGUGAUCCGAUUGAUAAUAGUGUCACUAAAAAACAGGGUAUAAGAGUGUUAUUUGAAGAUGGAUCCAGGUUUGUAUUUCGAUUAAGUGGUACUGGCAGCAGUGGUGCUACUAUUCGUUUAUAUGCUGAAUCAUAUGAACCACCAACCUCAAAUAUUUUAGAAGAUGCUCAAGUGGCUCUUAAUCCUCUUGUUCAAAUAGCAUUGGAGAUUUCUAAAUUGGUGCAAUUUACUGGACGUACUUCUCCAACUGUGAUUACGUAAGGAUCCUGAGUUUCUUUAUUCAAAAUUUAGUUUUCUUCAAAAAUGUUUGUUGUUAAAAUGUUGUGAUUUUUUCAUAUUAUAACAAUUAAUUAGUUAAUGUUUAAAUAUAGUAGUUAUCCGUUAAAUAAUAAUAUGAUUAAAGUAAUUUAUAUUUUAACUAAUUAUAAAUAAUAAAUACUUAAUAAAAAUACAUUAUAUUUAUUAAAGGUAUAUAUAUAUAUAUAUACAUAUUUACAUAUUAUUUAUAAAAUUAUUAUUUAUUUGAAAGAAUGUUAAUAAAAUUUAAUUAUAUUAUUGUUAAAAACAAUGAUAAUUUUGAUGAAUAAAAGUUUUAAAAAUCCUUCUCCUUCUCAAUAUUUUUUUUUUAAACUUAAACAUAAAAUUUUAUCAUGUUGUUUUCUUUUAUUAAGUCUUGUUAUGAUUCUUAUUGUAUUUUGUUAUUAGUUUUUUAUACAAAUAAAUCUAUAGACCAAGUUCAGCAUGAAAAACUUGAAUCAUCAAUACUUCACCAUAUCUGAUUCAUUUAUAAUUACCACAUUAUGUAAAUUAUAUUAUUUUGGUAUUUUAAUUUGUUUUUACAAUAUUUCAAUACAGCUAUAAUUAUGUACAGCUGUAUUUCGAACUAAGUCUUAAGAAUUUGUUUAAAUCAGUUAUUAAUUUGUAAGUUUAAUCUUACUCUAAAACUUAAAAAUAUUAGGUGGGGUUACCUUUGAAAGUUUUUGUUGAUGUUGUUUUUGAUCCGUAAAGGGUAAUUAAAACUCUUUAACCAGUUGAUACUGCCAAUAGCUUGUGGAGUCUAAUUUGCCCGAUGGGAUUUUAAAUGUUGACUCGAUUAAUGUUAUAAAUUAUAAUUAUUAAUAUUAUUCUAUUAUAAAUUUUAAAUGUGUUUUAGUUGUAUAUUAUAUAUAGCGUAUUUUAAAAUUAUAAUAUGCUAUGUACUGUAUAAAUUAAAUAUCGUAAUAGUAUAAUUGUGAUAUGUGAAUAUGUGUAACCACUUAGUUUAAAUAAAUAAAUUUGUAUUAUUUUUUAUUUAAAAGGA
Rhopalosiphum padi (bird cherry-oat aphid) is the source of this 3555-nucleotide messenger RNA. It is a transcript of the gene Pgm1, whose product is annotated as phosphoglucomutase. NCBI's taxonomy places the organism in Eukaryota, Metazoa, Arthropoda, Insecta, Hemiptera, Aphididae. Gene Ontology annotation, biological process: carbohydrate metabolic process. Bases 834 to 2516 code for a protein of 560 amino acids. Gene Ontology annotation, cellular component: cytosol. Gene Ontology annotation, molecular function: magnesium ion binding; phosphoglucomutase activity. The transcript is spliced from 11 exons. The record is from RefSeq and is a predicted model, not a curated record.